This is a messenger RNA of Dioszegia hungarica, 1635 nucleotides long. Its product is annotated as general substrate transporter. Gene Ontology annotation, molecular function: carbohydrate:proton symporter activity. Lineage: Eukaryota; Fungi; Basidiomycota; Tremellomycetes; Tremellales; Bulleribasidiaceae. The coding region runs from base 1 to 1635 and encodes 544 amino acids. The transcript is spliced from 9 exons. Gene Ontology annotation, cellular component: membrane. Gene Ontology annotation, biological process: transmembrane transport; carbohydrate transport. The record is from RefSeq and is a predicted model, not a curated record.
AUGCAGUCAGAAGACAAGAACGAAAUCCAGCACCUCCCCGACAUCGGUCGAGCGGACUCUAACGAGGGCGAGAAGGUGGCGCCGUUCGACAACUCGCACAUCCAAAUCCAGUCGGUCGACAAGCUCACUCCCUUCCAAGCGGCAUGGCGGUUCAGGCGGAUUGGCUUCUUCUGCUUCUUGGCUGCGUUCUCCGCCGGGCUUGAUGGGUUCCAGGGUGAGCCCUUUUACGGUUCAAUCGUCGCCAACAAGGGUUUCAUCCAGCAGUUCGCUCCUCCCGGCACGACCGUACUCGACGCCCAAUGGGUAUCCAUCUGGGGAGGCUUGUCGAGCACGUUCCAAUGCCUCGCUCAAAUCGCGAUGGUCUUCUUGACCGACCGCUUUGGCCGUCGGCCUGCCUUGUGGCUGACCUGGGUCCUCCUCUGCUCUUCCGUCCUCGCCGAAUCACUCGUCACUACCAAUGUCGGAUGGAUGGGCGCCAAAAUCCUUGCUGGCGCAGGUAUCGGGGCCAUGCAGGCUACUCUUCCCCUCUACAUCAAUGAGCUCUCCCCCACCCAGAUCCGCGGCUUCUUUACCGAGGCGUACACCUUCUGGUACGUCUCCGGACAGUUGAUGUCGGCCGUCACGCUCCAGCGACUCGGCGUCACCAACCCCUACGACUUCCGUCUCGCCAUCUACACCCAGUGGGGCAUGAUCGGCGGUCUGGCCAUCAUCUACCUCGUCCUCCCCGAGUCUCCCUGGUGGCUCGUCCAGCACGACAAGAUCGACAAGGCCCGCAAGUCCCUCGGUCGGCUCAAGCGCGGCGUUCCCGACUACGACGUCGAGGUCGAGCUCGCCGUCAUGCGCAACACCAUCGACGAGCAGCGUGCUCGCGCCCAGCAGACCGGACCUAUCCCUCUCAAGAUGAUCUUCCGCGGCCUCAACGGGAAACGCCUCAUUAUCGCCCUCUGGCCCAAGCUGUGUCAACAAUUUGUCGGUCUGUCAGUCUUCAACAACUACGCCACCUACUUCUUCCAGAUUGCAGGCAACAAGGACCCGUUCCUCGUCACCAUCAUCCUCUCGUGCUGUCAGCUCCUCUCAAUGUGCUUCACCAUGGUCCUCGUCGACAACUGGGGUCGGCGUCCUCUCACUGUAUACGGCUACAUGAUCACCACCCUCGCCGACUUUGGUAUGGGCGCCGUCGGGAUGUACGAUGUCGCGGGUAACGAAAAGCUCGGCAGUCUCCUCGUGUUCUUUGCCUGCCUCGCCACCUUCACUACCACCUCCAGUAGCGCCAUCGGAUACGCCUACCUCUCCGAGAUCCCCAAGCAGGACUUCCGAGCCAAGUCGGCUGGGUGGGGUCUGGCCUUCCCGAACUUCUUCAGUAUCAUGUUCUCCUUUGUCACCCCUUAUAUGCUCAAGGGUACCACAUCUGGCUUCCCUGGGUGGGGUGUCAAGACCGGCUUCUUCUUCGGUUGCACCGGUGUCAUCGUCUGCACUGUCAGCUGGUUCAUCAUCCCCGAGACCGCUCGUCGCACACCCGCCGAGAUUGACGAGAUGUUCGAGUCGCGAGUCAAUCUCCGCAAGUUCAAGGGGUACAAGACGGAGGUUCAGCGGGAGUUAGACGAGCAGGAGCACGUCGCUGAGCUGAGGCCUUAG